AUGUUACAUUUGAAGCGUGUCUUGCCCCCGGCAGGCACGCUCGCUUUUGUGUUUCCGCAACUUCCCAUCAUGUUGUUGCGCCAGCUAUUCUAUGCGUUGACAAUUGUGUCUUCAGCCGGUGCGGCUCCGGCCUCGGUUAAGCAUGUGUUGCACGAGAAAAGAGGCAGUGAUUCUCUCGAUUGGAUCAGAGGUGCUCGCGUUGAUCGCGAUGCGGUGUUGCCUGUGCGGAUUGGGCUGAGCCAGAAUAACUUGGAGAAGGGCGAGCAAUUCCUGAUGGAAGUGUCUCACCCAGGCUCUGCACGAUACGGAAAGUUCUGGUCGGCAGAGGAAGUGCACGAUAUGUUUGCCCCCUCCACUGAGGCCGUGAAUUCUGUUAGAGAAUGGCUGGAAUUGGCCGGAAUUCAUGCCUCGCGUGUUGUCCAUUCUGACAACAAGGGAUGGCUGGCCUUCGAUGCGAAGGCUCAUGAAGCCGAAGAGCUCUUCAAGACCGAGUUCUAUGAGCACGAACAUCCGAGCGCCCAGGGUAUGAAGAUCGGAUGUGAAGAAUAUCACGUUCCGGAGCACCUCCGGGACCACAUUGACUAUGUCACGCCAGGUAUCAAGAUGAGCUCUGUGAAGAAGCGCAACGUAAAAAGGGCCUCUCAUUUGGCUACUGCUCAACCGAACGCCAAGGCUGUGUCUUCGGAUGAUUCGUAUCACUCCAUUCCAGCCAAGGCAUUGAACUUGCCCACCGAAUUGCAAGACUGCGGCGUGAACAUCACCCCCGCCUGUCUCAAGGCAAUGUACGGUAUUCCAGAUGCCACCAAGGCCACCAAGGGCAACUCUCUUGGUCUCUAUGAGCAGGGUGACUAUUUCGCCGAGGAAGAUCUCGACUUGUACUGGGCGAACGCACUGAACGGUGGCGAGGCUGACAUCGAUAUUGAUAUGGCCUAUUCGUUAAUCUACCCCCAGACUGUGACUCUGUAUCAAGUCGAUGACCAAAUUUAUGAGCCGAAGGAGAUUGCCACAACCAACCUUUUCAACACAUUCCUUGACGCUCUGGACGGCUCGUACUGCACAUACAGCGCGUACGGAGAAACGGGCGAUGACCCCAACAUCGACCCUGUCUACCCGACCCAGCUGCUGGAGGCUACAAGGGCAAGCUCCAAGGCCGACCUGCCCAUCGCGUACACCAAGCGUCAAUGCAACGAAUUUCUGAAGCUUGGUCUGCAAGGGCACUCGAUUCUCUUUGCAUCCGGUGACUACGGCGUCGCAUCGCUUCCAGGUGAUGGGGGUAAAAGUGGAUGUCUGGGACCGGAAGGCAAGGUCUUCAACCCGCAGUACCCAUCCAACUGCCCCUACGUCACUUCCGUGGGAGGCACCAUGCUCUACCCCGAUCAAACCGUGGAAGACCCUGAGAGUGUCAUGCACGUCGAUCUCGGUGGCACCGCAUCGAAUUUCAGUAGCUCGGGUGGGUUCUCGAACUACUUCCCCCAGCCAUUCUAUCAGAAGCUUGCCGUGGAGGAGUAUUUCAGGAAGGCCAAGCUGAGCUACCCUUACUACGCCGAGAUUGGUGUCGAUGUGAACACAACUCAGGGGUUGUACAAUCGUAUUGGUCGUGCUUAUCCGGACGUAGCUGCCAACGGUGCCCACUUCUGUGCCUUUAAUCAGGGGAGAGAUACGCAUUACUAUGGUGCCAGUUUGGCGUCGCCUCUGUUUGCGUCUGUGCUGAACCUUAUCAUUGAGGAGCGUUUGGCCGAGGGUAAGGGUCCGCUGGGUUUCAUUAACCCGGUCCUCUACAGUCAUCCUGAGAUUCUCAACGACAUCACCAACGGAACGAAUGUUGGCUGUGGCACCGAGGGCUUCAGUGCUAUUGAAGGCUGGGAUCCGGUGACUGGUCUGGGAACACCCAACUUCCCCAAGAUGAAGGAACUCUUCCUGUCUCUGCCUUGA
Messenger RNA from Penicillium chermesinum, 1932 nucleotides. RefSeq names its product S53 family peptidase. Gene Ontology annotation, molecular function: tripeptidyl-peptidase activity; serine-type endopeptidase activity. Gene Ontology annotation, biological process: proteolysis. The coding region runs from base 1 to 1932 and encodes 643 amino acids. The record is from RefSeq and is a predicted model, not a curated record. The transcript has 9 exons. NCBI's taxonomy places the organism in Eukaryota, Fungi, Ascomycota, Eurotiomycetes, Eurotiales, Aspergillaceae.